UUAAUUAAAUGAUUAUAUAAAAUUUAUACAUUAUGAAAUCUUAUCUCUUAUAUGUGAUAAUUUUAAAAUUUAUUGUUACCUAUCAGAUUGAGAAGGGCGAUGUAUUAAUUGCAGAAGAGUUUAUCAAUUAUAUAAAUAAAAGUCCAUCACCUUGGCAUGCUGUUGAUGCAACAAUUAAUGCCUUAAAAAAAUCAGGAUUUGUUGAACUAAAAUUAGAUCAAAUUUGGCAAUUAAGAAGACAAGGGAAAUAUUUUUUGACUAAAAGUAAAUCAACACUUUUAGCCUUUAUAAUCGGAGGAAAGUAUAUAAAUGGAAAUGGGUUUUCAAUCAUUGCAGCUCAUACUGACAGUCCUUCCUUGAGAGUUAAACCUAUAUCAAAGAAAACAAAUAAAAAUUAUGUUCAACUGGGAAUUCAAACAUAUGGUUCUGGAAUGUGGUAUUCAUGGUUUGAUAGAGAUCUUACUCUUGCUGGUAUAAUAACAUCUCAAAAAAAUUCUUCUAUACAGUUUAAUCUAUUCAAUGCAAAUAAACCAAUACUUAAAAUCCCCACAAUAGCUACACAUUUGCAUUCAUAUCAAAAAGAGUUCUCUAUAAAUAAUGAGUUUCAUCUAGUACCCAUUCUAUCUCUCAAGCUGGAGGACAAGGAGACCAAUGAGACAUCCAAUCAUCAAAAUUCAUUAACUUCCAGUUCCGACUCUAUCAAAAAAACUUUGAAUCAAAAAUAUUUUUCCGACGGUCACGAUCGGAACCUCAUGGAGUUUAUCGCGAACACCCUGAAUUUGACUUCGCCCCACCAAAUAUUGGACAUGGAUCUAUGCUUAGCCGAUACUCAGCCCGCGACUUUGGGAGGACUCAACGACGAAUUUAUCUUUGCUCCCAGAUUAGACAACUUGUUUGGAAGUUUCACAGCGUUCAAAGGGUUUUUGGAAUCUUUGAAAGGCUCUUCCUCACUGAAGCACGAAACCAAUGUACGCGUCUUAGCGCUAUUCGACCACGAAGAAGUAGGAUCGAGGAGUAACCAAGGGGCGGGAUCCUCCUUUACGAAGUCGGUACUGAGAAGAUUGGCUACCUCGCCCUUAUCUUCGCUGGGUGACGAAACAAAUUCUGACGGGGGUUAUGACGAUGCCUUCGAACGGGCCAUAGAGAAAUCGUUUUUGAUAAGCUCGGACCAAGCCCACGCUGUGCACCCUAACUACGUAGAGGCCCACGAAUCUAAUCAUCAGGUGAAAUUGGAUGAAGGCUUGGUUAUUAAAUAUGACGGUGACCAAAGAUACUCUACUACAGCUUUGACGGCUUCUGUACUGAGACUCAUAGCCCAGGCCAAAAAUAUACCGCUUCAAGCUUUCAUAAAUCGCAACGAUGAAAGGGGCGGAUCAACUAUAGGUCCCAUUCUAUCUUCACUCUUAGGAGUUAGAACUAUUGAUGUCGGAGCCCCGCAAUUAUCGAUGCACUCUAUCCGAGAAACCUGCGCUACUGUUAGCGUCAGCCAAGCCAUUAGACUUUACAAAGAAUUUUACGAGAAUUAUUCCAAACUGAAUUUGUCCGAAAUUCGCUGAGAUGGAGUGUUUCGAUUAACUUAUCUCCGCUUCGAUUUUUUUUUUAGAAUUUUUUAAUGCUUUUUAAAAUAAAAUUAUAUUUAAUAAUAAAUAUCAAUUUUAAAGUCUACAAAAAUAUUAUUUAUUUUUUUAAAGAUUAUGUCAAUAAUUUUUUUUUAAAAAAGUAAAAAUAUUUUGAUUCAAUCAUGCAAAAUAUCGAUUUAUAAAGAAUUAUUUAAUAAUUUAAGUUUUUAAAACAACGUUUUUACAAUUUGUAACCUUUUUUUUAAAAAAAAAUAUUCAAUACUGACUCCAUUUUAUAGGAGGUAAUGUGUUAACAUUAAUUAUGUACCUCAUAACUUGUUUACU
Gordionus sp. m RMFG-2023 is the source of this 1904-nucleotide messenger RNA. Its product is annotated as aspartyl aminopeptidase-like. The transcript has 11 exons. Bases 33 to 1556 code for a protein of 507 amino acids. The record is from RefSeq and is a predicted model, not a curated record. NCBI's taxonomy places the organism in Eukaryota, Metazoa, Nematomorpha, Gordioida, Chordodea, Parachordodidae. Gene Ontology annotation, molecular function: zinc ion binding; aminopeptidase activity. Gene Ontology annotation, biological process: proteolysis.